AUAGGAGGUUUCGACUUUCGAUCCAUUUACUCGUUAGGGUUUCGACAGAGAAGAGGAGAGAGAGUAGAAAGAGAAGAAACAAUGGCGUCUAGGCUCUCUGGCAAGGGAAAGGGAAAGUUGGGAAAGAUCAAGGGAUCUGAACCUCCGUCUAAGAUGAAAUGCGUUAAGGAGUGGAGCACUUGGACCUUGAAAAAGGCUAAGGUUGUGGCCCAUUAUGGCUUCAUUCCAUUAAUUAUAGUCAUUGGAAUGAAUUCCGAGCCCAAACCCUAUUUGUCUCAGCUCGUGAGCCCUUUUUGAAUCAAUCCAAGAAAGCCAACAUAUAAGCUUUUGUUCUAUUUCAUAUACAGUUGCAGGUGUAGAUGAUGUUUUCCUUUUGAUUAGAUGGUGUAUUUUUUGUUUUGCAUUUUUUUCAGCAUUAAGAAAUGUAGUUGGGGUCUUUCUAAGUAUGGUUUAAUGGACAUUGUUAAACAGUGUUUAAUUGGCAUAGAUGGUUGUAUGCAAUUUAGCUGGUUUUGUAGGAACCGUUACCGUUUAUCGUUUGAAUAUAUGUAGAUAUGAUAAUAUAUGUUGGUAUCUAAUAAGUUCUUUUUCUGCUGGCUA
This is a messenger RNA of Amborella trichopoda, 600 nucleotides long. Its product is annotated as mitochondrial import receptor subunit TOM7-1-like. The record is from RefSeq and is a predicted model, not a curated record. Gene Ontology annotation, biological process: protein import into mitochondrial matrix. NCBI's taxonomy places the organism in Eukaryota, Viridiplantae, Streptophyta, Magnoliopsida, Amborellales, Amborellaceae. Gene Ontology annotation, cellular component: mitochondrial outer membrane translocase complex.